Messenger RNA from Ananas comosus (pineapple), 668 nucleotides. Its product is annotated as protein DOG1-like 2. The record is from RefSeq and is a predicted model, not a curated record. The transcript has a single exon. Lineage: Eukaryota; Viridiplantae; Streptophyta; Magnoliopsida; Poales; Bromeliaceae. Gene Ontology annotation, biological process: DNA-templated transcription. Gene Ontology annotation, molecular function: sequence-specific DNA binding. Bases 54 to 668 code for a protein of 204 amino acids.
GACGAUCCACACAUUUCGCACACAAAUUAAGAUACAUCAAUAUUAGCGAUGCUAUGCACAAUAAGUCGAUCCUCACGCCGUAUUCGUAUAUAAAUACUCCUCCGUGCAUAUGUAUCCUCCCCUCCUCGCCGAGUAGAGCACAAAUGGAGUCCCCAUACAUCUCGAGCUACGAGCAGUGGAUCCGGAGCCAGGAAUCGGACUUGCGUGACCUCACGACGGCGGCAGCGGAGGCGACGAGCGAUGUGGAGCUGCAAGGACGCGUGGACCGAAGCUUGCGGCUGUACGAGGAGUACGCGGCGCGGCGCCGGGCUCUGGCGGCUGCCGACGGGCCGACGUUCUUCUGCCCGCCGUGGUGCUCGGCCUUCGAGAACGCCGUCCUCUGGAUGGGCGGCUGCCGGCCCACCCUCGCCAUCCGCCUCCUCUACUCCCUCUCCGGCCUCGACCUCGAAGCCCGCCUCGACGACUUCCUCCGCGGCCUCGUCCACGCGCCCCGCGGUGGGCUCAUGGCGCUCUCGGCGCGCCAGAUCAACCUCGUCAACGAGCUGCACUGCCGCACUCUGCGCGAGGAGGACCGGCUCUCGGCCAGGCUGGCCACGCUCCAUGAGGACGUCGCCGACGCGCCGCUGCUCCCGCUCGUGAUCAAGGACGUCCGNUCAAUAAAAAAUUAA